Molecule: messenger RNA, 2672 nt
Organism: Mesitornis unicolor (brown roatelo)
Lineage: Eukaryota; Metazoa; Chordata; Aves; Mesitornithiformes; Mesitornithidae
Gene: DSTYK
Product: dual serine/threonine and tyrosine protein kinase
Exons: 13
Coding region: 1-2568 (855 amino acids)
Biological process (GO): protein phosphorylation
Molecular function (GO): protein kinase activity; ATP binding
Source: RefSeq, a predicted model, not a curated record
AUGUCCGAACGGCAGCAUUUCAUUUCCUUCCCUCGCCAUGAGGAAGAGCAUCUCCAGCGGACUGUGAGCUGGCACCCUUGCCUGCUGAUUCUUGGCCAGAACUGCAGUGCCAAAUGCCAGCUACUCAACAUCCUGCUGGGCGAGAAGCUGCUCCCCACCACCAAAAUCAGCAACGAGGAGAACUGCAAGCGGCGGCGGAUCCGCUUCACGCACGGCGCGCACACGCGGGUCAGCCUGGCGCUGCCUGAGCAGUACGAACUGGUCCACAUGAUGGCAGCCCACCGGGGGCACUGGGACACGAUACCAGAGGAGGACCUAGAAAUUCAUGGGGACAGCGAAGAUCCCGCUCACCGGAUAGCGGAGCUGGAGGUCAUGCUGCCGUACUCACUACUAAAGGAAGUGGAUGUUGUGGUAGCUCCGUGCCGUGGAUUCCAGUCUGCUGAGGCCACCUUGGGAGAGUACGUGAACCAGGUCCUGCCUGUCGUCGUCUUCGCCAUCAGCGAGGCUGAGCUUUCUUCAUCGGACGAGAACGAACUGCGAGAAAUCAAAGAGAAAUUCUCUUUGCCCAUUUUCUUCUUCAAAGUGCCAGAGUCGGGGGCGGAGCUGAUCUCUCCCAAAAAAACUGCGAAUGAGAAGUCCUCCCUUUACUGCCAGCUGAUGGACCUGGAGUACCUGAGUACCAACCACUGCGGCUGCGGGGCGCACGGCCCCGAUGCCGAUGCCCAGAGCGUGCUGGUGGAGCACUUUGAGAAGCUCCGUCUCCUCAGCACGUUCGCCAGGCAGGUGCUUCAGAAGCAUCUGGUGGAAGCGGCCACCAGUCUCAGCGAGCUGCACUGCCGCUGCCUCAACAUCUUCAUCAACCAGGCCUUCGACAUGCAGCGGGACCUGCAGAUCACCCCCAAGCGGCUGGAGUACACCCGCAAGAAGGAGAAUGAGCUCUACGAGUCCCUGAUGAACAUCGCCAACCGCAAACAGGAGGAGAUGAAGGACAUGAUCGUGGAGACUCUCGGCAACAUGAAAGAGGAGCUCUUGGAGGAUGCUGCCAACAUGGAAUUCAAAGAUAUCAUCAUUCCCGAGAAUGGGGAGCCUGUUAGCUCCAAGGACAUCAAGUGUUGCAUUAAGCAAAUUCAGGAACUGAUCAUUUCUCGCUUGAACCAAGCGGUCGCCAACAAGUUGAUUAGCUCAGUGGAUUACCUGCGAGAGAGCUUUGUGGGGACUCUGGAGCGGUGCCUGAAGAGCCUGGAGGAGUCUUGGGAGGUCUCAGUGCAUCCUGCGAGGAGUUUGGAGAAGUCAAAGGAUGCUUCUGUACACAUCACAAGCAAUUAUCUCAAACAGAUACUCAACGCAGCCUAUCACGUCGAGGUCACCUUCCACUCUGGCUCCACGGUAACCAGGAUGCUGUGGGAGCAGAUCAAGCAGAUAAUCCAGCGGAUUACGUGGGUCAGCCCACCUGCCAUCACCAGUGACUGGAAGAGGAAAGUUGCUCAGGAUGCCAUCGAGAGCCUCAGUGCAUCCAAGUUGGCCAAGAGCAUUUGCAGCCAGUUCCGGACCAGGCUGAACAGUUCCCAUGAGGCUUUUGCAGCUUCUCUGCGACAGCUGGAAGACGGCCAUUCUGGCAGGCUGGAGAAGACAGAAGAUCUGUGGCUGAAGGUGCGCAAGGAUCAUGCUCCUCGGCUGGCACGACUCUCUCUGGAGAGCAGGUCCCUCCAGGAUGUGCUGUUACAUGGCAAACCAAAGCUGGGCCGAGAGCUGGGCCGAGGACAGUACGGCGUGGUCUAUCUGUGUGACAGCUGGGGAGGGCAUUUCCCCUGUGCACUGAAAUCUGUUGUUCCUCCGGAUGAGAAGCACUGGAAUGACCUUGCACUCGAGUUUCACUACAUGAGGUCUCUGCAGACGCACGAGCGGCUCGUUCAUCUCCAUGGGUCUGUGAUAGAUUAUGGCUAUGGAGGAGGCUCCAGCAUUGCCGUCUUGCUGAUAAUGGAACGCUUACACAGAGACCUCUAUACAGGACUAAAGGCUGGGCUGGAGUUGGAAACACGAUUACAAAUCGCCUUGGAUGUGGUCGAAGGAAUCCGUUAUCUUCACAGCCAGGGACUUGUGCACCGGGAUAUCAAACUGAAAAAUGUCUUGCUGGACAAAAAAAGCCGAGCCAAAAUCACCGACCUGGGGUUCUGCAAACCAGAAGCCAUGAUGUCUGGCAGUAUCGUGGGCACACCCAUUCACAUGGCUCCUGAGCUCUUUACAGGAAAGUACGAUAACUCGGUGGAUGUUUACGCAUUUGGCAUUCUGUUUUGGUACAUCUGUUCGGGACACGUGAAGUUACCAGAGGCUUUUGAGAGAUGUGCAAGCAAAGAUCACCUUUGGAACAAUGUCAGAAGAGGGGUCCGGCCGGAGCGUCUCCCGGUGUUUGACGAGGAGUGCUGGCAGCUGAUGGAAGCCUGCUGGGACGGAGACUCCUCGCAGCGCCCGCUCCUGGGGAUCGUUCAGCCAAUGCUGCAGGGGAUCAUGGACAGGCUUUGCAAGUCGAGCUCUGAGCACCCACAUAAAGGCUUGGAUGACUCCACUUGAAAAGGAAACACAGGAGUUUUUAACUGUGGGAGAAUCCUGAACCCCUGACUCUGCAGAUGGCUUCGUCAGAUGUAGCUCUUGAGGCUAACGUGAGCGGGACAGGU